AUGAAUUCAGAAUUAGGAUCUUUUACAGAGCGUGCACCACUCAAGACUUAACCUUCAAUACCAAAACAACCACAAAGGCCUGCUUUCUUAAAAACAGUGAAUCUAAAAACUUUGCAAAAUCAGAAAAUAGUUUCCUUUCAAAAUAAAAUCUGGAGAGAAAAAGCACUAGUAGUCUUAAUUCAAGUACUUCGGUUUAUUUCCUUAAUAACUCGGAGUCCUUUUGCAUCGAAGUUUUCAUUGUUGGAUGGAAACAUGUUCAGAAUCAUAGGUGAUAAAGCAGCUGACUUCAAUUACUAUUUGCUACAUGAUUACUUUAAAUAUAUGGUAGUAUAAUUAAAUAACUUAAGAAACCUUAACCAUCAUCUAGACUAAAGUACUUUAUUUAAAAACAUCUUUACUAAUGCUGUUAAAUGAAAGGAAUUUUGGACUCAAUUACCAAUUUAAAGAUCACUUUAGAACCAGAAUCUAUAUUUCUCAUUGUUUGGAAUGUAAUUUUGCUCAUUCACAUUAAUCUCAACACUCUUUAUAUUACAGUGAGGUUUUCAUUUGAUUUUGAAAAUUAUCCUCCUGAGAGAUUUUAAAUUUGCGAAGUCUUUCUAUUUAAAGUUCCUUUCUACCUCUAUCUAUUUGACAUUCUCAUAAAGAUGAAUACAUGUUAUUAUGAGUUAGGAUAUCUUGUAAGAGAUCGAAAUAAAAUCAUGGCCAAUUUCUAUAAACACCGUAAUAUCCCAAUAAUUAUUAGAUUUUUUGAUGAAUCUUCUGAUUAUUGUUCCAUCAUUGAUUUAUUUGAUUGGUGUAACUGAAUUACCUUUAUAUUUAUUUUUGGUAAUAAAGGGGUUUUCUAUUCCAGAAAUAAUGGAGUCAAUUAUUGAUAGAAUGGAAUUAACUACUAAUUAUUGGGUUACAUACGAUCUGCUUCGAUUGAUUUAUGUGAUAUUAUAUUAAUCUCAUUUAUGCUGUUGUGGAUUAUAUUAUGUAGGCUUAUUAGAUAAAGAAACCUCAUGGUUAUUAGCAAACAAUUUGAUAAAUGAAACUUGGAUUAUUAAAUAUGUAUAAAUUUAGAAUAAAUAAAUUAGUUUAGCACAUAUUAUUGGAGCAUUAUCACCAUGACAACUAUAGGAUAUGGGGAUGUGACUCCAUAAAAUUUGAUUGAAAAAGUGUAUCUAAUUUUUGUUGCCAUAGUUUCUUGCUGCACUUUUGGUUAUUCAAUUAAUAGUAUCGGAUAAAUAUUGGGAUAAUUGCAAUCAAAAAGUCAUUAAAUAAGAGUGGAUUUAAAUGAUCUCAAGUAGUUUCUUAGAGUUCGAGGUUAUAAUAAUAAAUUACAAAUUAAAAUUUUGAGAUUUUUCGAGUUUUUGUGGAAGGAUUAAAGCAAUGAAAACAAACUAGAUCUUAAUAAAUUUAAUUAGCAGCUUCCAUCUCAUCUAUAUAAUGUAUUACAAUCCAACUGAUUAUCUAGGAAAUGAUGAUAGAUCUGAAUAUGAAGAGUAUAUCAAAAAUUCCCUUUUUUAAAGAAAACUUCAACGAAGACUUUAUUUCAGCACUUGCCUCUAAGUUUGUUGAAGAAAAAUUAGUUCCCUUUAACACUAUAUUUUAAAAAAAUGAUCCUAGCAAUUUUUUAUAUAUACUAUGCGAUGGUGAAAUAGAAUAUUUUGUUGAAAUUCCUGAGGGAUCUGCAAAUAUUUUAGGUAUCCAAAUAGUUUCUGGAUAAGAUUAAAUAUUUGGAUAACAAGAAUUUCUAUUGGAUUAAAAUUAUGAAAUUGGAUGUAGAUCAUUGAUAUCUUCUAGAAUUUUGAAAAUCUCUAAAAAUGAUUUCUAAACUAUUGCAAAAAAAUAUGGCUAUGUAUAAAUUAUUUGAAUGUUUAGGAAAAAUAUUGUUAAUUGAAAGAUUUGGUCAAAUUUUCUGGUCGAUUUGAUGAAUUUCAUCUGCAUUGUGUUGGAUGCAAUAAAUCAACACAUAUGCUUUAUCAAUGUCCUAUGUUAACAGGUUUUCCCAACAAGACAAAAAUUAUCAUUUAGUAUCGAAAAAAUAAAAUUCAAGAAAGAAUGUACUAUAGCAGAUAAAAUACAAAUAGAAGACUAUCAUCCUUAAUUUUUGAAGCUUAGAUAUCUGACACUGUUCUGUAUUAUUUAAUGCAAGAUCCCAAAUUGUCCUAAUAAAUAAGUUCAAAGUACUUUAUCUAAUCACUGAAAUAAUAACAACAUUAAAAAGAGUAAAAUAAAGACAAUUAGAAGGAUCCUAAUUUAUAAUAUGAUACUAAUUAUACCAACAGAAAACUGUCUGUUUUAAAUAUUAAGGGUAGAAAAUAGUCACAAUAUAUAAAAAGGUUGCCAGGAUUCUUGAAUAAUUCUCUUUUAAAUUUUAAAAACACACAAGAGGAUAAACUUAAGGCUGCUUUGGAAUCAUUUUCAAAGAAUGUUUCUGGGUGUAAUUCAGAACAAUAAACGCCUCAACUUAAAGAAUUAAAAAAAUUUAAGACUCAUUUGGAUAAGAAUCAAGAUGAGAUAAACCCACUAGAACAUAAUAAAAUUACUUAGGAUAUUGGAAAAUCUCUACUUUUUAAAUCUAUUAAUCAAUCUACAAACUAAUGCUAAUCUAAUGAUCCAGCCACAAUAAGUGAGAUGGAGAAUUCUUCUGAUUCUGAAAUUAGUGAAUCUUCUUCAAUUGAAAUGAAGGAAAUCAGUCCAGCAAUUAAUUAUUUAAAUCAAUAACAUAUGGGAACUUACAAGGAUAUUUAUGAGGAAUUUGAUAAAUGCUAAGAUUUUCAAAAUUAUAUGACUCAUAUGAAUUCUCAUAGUAUUUUAGAAUAAUUAAAUCAAAAUAAAGAUUGCUAGAACUUCACAGAUUUCAUGAUUGUUAAUUUUGUUAGAAAACGUAGAUCCAAAAGAGCAAAACUAAUAAUCAAAAUUGAUGAUUGA
This is a messenger RNA of Paramecium octaurelia, 2916 nucleotides long. Lineage: Eukaryota; Ciliophora; Oligohymenophorea; Peniculida; Parameciidae. The record is from the annotation of a GenBank genome assembly.